UGCAGAGCCGUUGAAAACUUCAUCAGUUCAACCCACCGCUUUGACCCUUAAUCGUUAACAAACAGCUGCUUCCGGAGUGAAUCGUCCAAGGCGCAGCACUCCGAUAAUCCAUCGAAGAACAGAACAGAACAGAACAGUGACGGUGGCCAUGGACCAUGGUUUACACAGCCUUCAAGCUGUCUUGAAGUUGGGCUACAGUAGUCGAUCCUGUAGAUUGUCGUCUGUAAUGUGGUGACUUUGAAACUGGUGUUUCAGUUCGUUUCUAUAACUAUAAGCAACAUUGCGCUUUGUGUUUGAAAUCAUUAUGGCAAUUUUUGAUGACACUGCUUGGCUUCUGUCGCACAUACAAAAUUCUUAUGCUACCAGCGAUGACAGCGGUCUGAGUGAAAUCAUCUUGCAAGGAGACUGGCCCAUUGAGAAGCUCACAGAUUAUCCUACCUUGUACUCAGAUUCAGUCUUGAUCAACCAAAAAAAUGAGGAUGAAGAGUUUCAACCUCAUUCUCUGGAUGUGCAUUCAGAGCAAGCUUACAUCAGUCACCGAUUUCGAUCUGACACUGAACAUAGACUUCAAAAAUUGAAAAAAGAAAAGACAUUGCAAAGUAAAAUACAGCGCAUCACAUGGACAACAAAUGAAGCACCUCUCUCAGAAAGUGAAGCAGAGGAAUUGUUUGGUCAAAAGCCAGUUAAGCCGCCACAAGCCCACCAACAGUCACUCUUAUCACGUCUCUUGGAAGAAGGAGACAAACUUGCACAGAAUCCAUAUUCUGAAUAUGCCAAGUGGGAUGCAUCUACUGAUGUCAACUUAGCCACAAAACGCCUUAGCAUCUAUGUGUACAGUAGUCGUGAAGGUCCGCCUCCUGAGUUCCCUGUGCCUGUAGUAGUGAGCACAGCUGCUCGAGUCAUAGAUGUUAUUGGUCUCACCUGCUACCUCUACACACGAGACAACUUAUCUCCUCCUCUGCAGCUGCCUGUAAAUGCAUACAGCCUCCGUAUUGCUGAUGAAGAUGGCAGCGUGGACUGGGAGUUCAUGCCUCUUGUACACUCGCACACCAUUGAUAAAUUUGGCUUCAAGGUGUUGGCUGUGGCUCAGGAGGUCCAGCUAUUGCAGGAACUGCAGGAUUGGCCUGUCACCGUCACAGUACACAUCUCAGGAGGGGUGUUUAGUCUCAUUGAAUGUGAAAGCAAGAACAUCACGUUGAGAGAGGUAUUACAACGAACCAUUGCCAAGCGCAGGGAGAUGGCCAAAGUUAUUGAGGCCGGUGUUCAGUACCAUAUGGAGAAAGACUCCGACGCCCCAGGCAAGGCUCUGGACUUGGAGAAAACCAUCGCUGAAGUUGAUUCACUCAAUUUUCACGCUGUCAGGGACAACAGUGAGUCUUUGCUCAUUUUCCUGCCUAGUUAUCGAAAGAUAUAUUCCCAAUCGUAG
Messenger RNA from Hyalella azteca, 1426 nucleotides. RefSeq names its product target of rapamycin complex 2 subunit MAPKAP1 (gene Sin1). Gene Ontology annotation, cellular component: TORC2 complex; plasma membrane; cytoplasm. Gene Ontology annotation, molecular function: phosphatidylinositol-4,5-bisphosphate binding. The record is from RefSeq and is a predicted model, not a curated record. The transcript has 8 exons. Bases 305 to 1426 code for a protein of 373 amino acids. Lineage: Eukaryota; Metazoa; Arthropoda; Malacostraca; Amphipoda; Hyalellidae. Gene Ontology annotation, biological process: TORC2 signaling.